This is a messenger RNA of Quercus robur (English oak), 1994 nucleotides long. Its product is annotated as probable serine/threonine-protein kinase At1g01540. NCBI's taxonomy places the organism in Eukaryota, Viridiplantae, Streptophyta, Magnoliopsida, Fagales, Fagaceae. The record is from RefSeq and is a predicted model, not a curated record. Gene Ontology annotation, molecular function: ATP binding; protein kinase activity. The transcript has 7 exons. Gene Ontology annotation, biological process: protein phosphorylation. The coding region runs from base 168 to 1739 and encodes 523 amino acids.
CUCUCUCACUCUUUCUUGCCCUUUUUUUAAUGUUAACUGUAUAUGCACCAACUGAUCCCACUCUCAGUGCAGAGCAUUGUGCAGUGCAGUGCAGUGCAUUUAUAAGUUAAAGCUACCUUCUUUAACUUAGCUUCCAUUGAAACACAAACAAAAAGAUAACAUUUUUAAUGUCUGAUCACAAAGCAAACGACCAGCUCUCCAAACCGACAUCAAUCUUCGGGCUUAAACUGUGGGUGAUUCUUGGUGUUUGUGUUGGAGCUGGGUUUGUGCUCCUUCUCUUCCUCAUUUCUCUAUGGCUGGUCUCAAAGCGCUCCAAAUCCAAGAACUCUCGAAGACCCACAAUCCCACUUGUCUCCAAAGAGAUCCAGGAGAUCAGAGUCGACCAUGGUCGAAACCACCACACCCACCACCAAGAGCCGAAGCCAACAACAAGGUCUCAACUUGAACCCGACCCAUCUCCCGAAUCCGACCCAGUUUCCGCAAUAGUUGAAAGACAAGCACUGCUUCCACCUCCAGAGGAAGAGAGCCCAAUGGGGUACCACCAAAGGAUUCACAUUGAGAUUGGGAAGGAUCAUAGGAUUUCUUACCCUGAGCGUUUCUGCAGGUCUUCUUCUUCGCAUGGCAGUGGGGAAGCUCGUGGCGGUGUUGAUCAGGUAGCUAUAGUGGUUCCUGAAGUUUCACACUUGGGGUGGGGGCAUUGGUAUACUCUGAGAGAGCUUGAGGCUGCCACAAAUGGUUUUGCUGACGAUAAUGUAAUUGGUGAAGGUGGGUAUGGGAUUGUAUAUCAUGGUGUUUUGCAGGACAAUAGUCAGAUUGCUGUCAAGAAUUUGCUCAAUAAUAGGGGACAAGCUGAGAAGGAGUUUAAGGUUGAAGUUGAGGCAAUUGGUCGGGUUCGGCAUAAGAAUUUGGUGAGAUUGCUUGGUUACUGUGCUGAAGGAGCUCAUAGGAUGCUUGUAUAUGAGUAUGUAAACAAUGGGAAUUUGGAACAAUGGCUUCAUGGGGAUGUAGGGCCUUGCAGCCCUCUUACUUGGGAGAUUCGGAUGAAUAUCAUCCUUGGAACAGCAAAAGGGCUAACUUACCUUCAUGAGGGGCUGGAACCCAAAGUUGUUCACCGAGAUAUAAAAUCAAGCAACAUUUUACUUGACAAGCAGUGGAAUUCAAAGGUUUCAGAUUUUGGCCUUGCUAAGCUCCUAGGUGCAGAGAGUAGCUACAUUACAACUCGUGUCAUGGGAACAUUUGGCUAUGUAGCUCCCGAAUAUGCAAGCACGGGAAUGCUUAAUGAAAGAAGUGACGUGUACAGCUUUGGGAUUCUUGUAAUGGAAAUAAUUACUGGGAGGAACCCGGUUGAUUAUAGCCGACCUCCAGAAGAGGUCAACUUAGUUGAGUGGCUUAAGAAGAUGGUCGCAAACAGGAAUGCAGAAGGAGUAUUGGAUCCAAAGCUGCCUGAGAAGCCUACUUCAAGGGCAUUGAAGAGGGCUCUUCUUGUUGGUUUACGUUGUGUGGAUCCCAAUGCACAGAAGCGGCCAAAAAUGGGACAUGUUAUACAUAUGCUGGAAGCUGAAGACUCCCCCUUCAAAGAAGAUCGUAGAGCUGGAAGGGAUGCAGGACGUGCAAAUGGUGACAGUGCAAAGGAUAUGUUGAAAGAGAAGCAGGUGAUGGAACCAGGAGACAGUAGUGAACGCGAAAGCGUAGUGAAUCAAAAUGAGGCAAGAUGGAAGCAUCAAGAAGACAAACUGUAAAGAUAUGCCGAUCUUGUUUAUAAUUGAUUGCACAUGUUGUCUAUAGUUGAAUUAAACCUCAAAUUCUUAUUACACCAAAAAUUAUACCACAAAUGCCAAGAGCCUUGUGACUCAAUGGCAUUCCUGGUUGGGUUCGAAACCUGCCUUGUUGUAAGCCAAAAAAAGAAAGGUACCACAAAAUAUCUAAACAAAAACAGUGAAUUUUAAUAGCAAUAAAUAGAUGAAAGUAGCAAGAAGCGCCUAUUAUUGAACAAA